CCAUCCCCCUCCCCCCCCAGUCCAUCCCCCCCUCCCCCCCCCAGUCCAUCCCCCUCCCCCUACCCCCCCAGUCCAUCCCCCUCCCCCCCCAGUCCAUCCCCC
Molecule: messenger RNA, 102 nt
Organism: Hemiscyllium ocellatum (epaulette shark)
Lineage: Eukaryota; Metazoa; Chordata; Chondrichthyes; Orectolobiformes; Hemiscylliidae
Exons: 2
Source: RefSeq, a predicted model, not a curated record